This is a messenger RNA of Gavialis gangeticus (Gharial), 1863 nucleotides long. RefSeq names its product matrilin 3 (gene MATN3). The annotation marks the transcript as partial. NCBI's taxonomy places the organism in Eukaryota, Metazoa, Chordata, Crocodylia, Gavialidae. The record is from RefSeq and is a predicted model, not a curated record. Gene Ontology annotation, molecular function: calcium ion binding. The transcript has 9 exons.
CCGGCCCCGGCCCCGGCCCCGGCCCAGCCCGCAGUGGGUACUUGCAAGAGCCGGCCCCUGGACCUUGUGUUUAUCAUAGACAGUUCUCGUAGUGUUCGAGUCGAGGAGUUUGAGAAGGUGAAAAUCUUCCUGUCAAAAAUGAUUGAUACUCUGGACGUAGGAGAAAGAGCCACCCGCGUGGCAGUCUUAAACUAUGCCAGCACAGUCAACAUUGAGUUCCUCCUGCGGACCUUCUUCGACAAAGCCUCCAUGAAGGAAGCUGUGUCCCGCAUUGAACCCUUGUCUGCCGGCACAAUGACUGGCCUAGCCAUUCAGACAGCCAUGGAAGAAGUCUUCGCUGAAGAAGCAGGGGCUCGGCCAGCUUCUCUCAAUAUUCCCAAGGUAGCCAUCAUUGUGACAGACGGGCAUCCCCAGGACCAGGUGCAGGAGAUAGCAGAUAGAGCCCAGGCUUCUGGCAUCGAAAUCUAUGCAGUUGGAGUAGGCCGGGCAGACAUCCAGUCCUUGAGGCUGAUGGCCAGUGAGCCACUGAAUGAACAUGUCUCUUAUGUGGAGACCUACGAUGUGAUUGGAAAGUUGACAUCCAAAUUCAAGGAGACUUUUUGUGAUGUGGAUAUGUGUGCACUUGGGACCCAUGAUUGUGAGCAGGUCUGUGUCAGUACCGAUGGCUCCUAUACCUGUGACUGCUAUGAAGGCUUCACCUUGAAUCCAGACAGGAAAUCUUGCUCCAGGGUUGAUGCAUGUGGACUCGGAACCCAUGACUGCGAGCAGCUCUGUGUGAAUGCUGAUGGGUCCUUCAGAUGUGACUGCUACGAAGGCUACACCUUGAAUCCAGACAGGAAAACUUGCUCCAGAGUGGAUGUAUGUGCACUUGGAACCCACGACUGUGAGCAGCUCUGUGUGAAUGCAAACGGGUCCUUCAGAUGCGACUGCUAUGAAGGCUACACCUUGAAUCCAGAUAAGAAAACUUGCUCCAGACCAAAUAUAUGUGCGCUUGGAACCCACGAUUGCCAGCAGAUCUGUCUGAAUAUUGAUGGGUCCUACAGAUGUGACUGCUAUGACGGCUACACCUUGAAUUCAGAUCGGAAAACUUGCUCCAGAGUGGAUGUGUGUGCACAGGGAACCCAUGACUGCCAGCAAGUCUGUGUGAAUACUGAUGGUUCCUACAGCUGUGACUGCUACGAAGGCUUUACCUUGAAUCUGGAUAAGAAAACAUGCUCUAGAGUGACAUCCAGCAGUCUGCUCACAACUGAAGAAUCAUGUAAGUGCGAAGCUGUGAUUACAUUCCAAAACACAAUCACCUCAUUCCUGGAGACACUAUCCACAAAACUAGAUGAAAUGUCUGACAAAUUACAAACAUAUCAGUAUGGACAGGAGCUUGUGUAGAGCUACCAUUUUUGCUUCAUUUAAAACUGUCUUUUUUUUAUUGUACUAAGCAAGUUUGAAUAUGGUGCAUGGCUUAAGACAUGACAGUUGGUUUGGUGUGACUGUUCAGAUACCAAGCAAGACCUUUAUAGGAAGGCAAAUGUUUCUGUGAUAUAAUCCGUGUCCCAUAAAGUUACUAGUGCAUGAUCACUAUAUAAUCAGAAUGUUAUGAUGCUACAAAAAGAGAUCAGUCGUAUUCCAGUUUGUACUAUAACAGUUGUAGGAUGAAUUAUUUUUUACGCCCUAUUUAAGAGUAAACAAGGAAUAAAAAAAUAGAAAAAUUUGUAUAAUAUUGAAGAUAUAUAAUAUAUCAUCAAACGAUGUAAACUGUGAAAUGGCUUAAUGAUGUAGAAUGAUAAUUUAAUGUCUACAAACCUGUCCAUUAAAUGGGACAGUAAUUCUGGAUCUUGUAACUUUUUAUUUUAAUAAAAUAAAGUAACA